CCCCCCCCCCCCCCGGCACAGCUACUGUAUCCGCCGCUGCCCCCAUGGACUUACUGGGCCCUAUGGAAAUGACGGAGGGCUCCCUCUGCUCCUUCGCAGCCGCUGAUGACUUCUAUGAUGACCCGUGCUUCAACACAUCAGACAUGCACUUCUUUGAGGACCUGGACCCCCGGCUGGUGCAUGUGGGGGGUCUGCUGAAGCCCGAGGAGCACCCACACCACCACGGGCACCCACACGAGGAGGAGCACGUCCGGGCACCCAGCGGGCACCACCAGGCCGGCCGCUGCCUGCUAUGGGCCUGCAAGGCUUGCAAGAGGAAGACCACUAAUGCUGACCGCCGUAAGGCUGCCACUAUGAGAGAGCGGCGGCGGCUCAGCAAGGUCAAUGAGGCCUUUGAGACUCUGAAGCGUUGCACCUCCACCAACCCCAACCAGCGCCUGCCCAAGGUGGAGAUCCUGCGCAACGCCAUCCGCUACAUUGAAAGCCUGCAGGCACUGCUGCGGGAGCAGGAGGAUGCUUACUACCCGGUGCUGGAGCACUACAGUGGGGAAUCGGAUGCCUCCAGUCCCCGCUCCAACUGCUCUGAUGGCAUGAUGGAGUACAGCGGGCCUCCUUGCAACUCCCGCAGAAGAAACAGCUAUGACAGCAGCUACUACACAGAAUCACCAAAUGAUCCAAAGCAUGGGAAGAGUUCUGUUGUUUCCAGCCUUGAUUGCCUCUCGAGCAUUGUAGAGAGGAUUUCCACAGAUAACUCCGCAUGUCCUAUACUGCCUCCAGUGGAAACUGUUGCUGAAGGGAGUCCCUGUUCCCCCCCAGAAGGAGCAAGCCUGAAUGACAGAGGAGCCCAGAUUCCUUCUCCCACCAACUGCACCCCACUUCCCCAGGAUAACAGCAGCAGCAACCCUAUCUACCAAGUGUUAUAAAGGCAGGUCCAAUGGACUGCGCCGAAAACGCAUUGCUCCACUCAGCCACACUCCGUGACCUAAGACUGAAAAGACUUAAGACUUUUUCCAGUUUUAGAAUACCACUCAAAAUUCCUUCAAAUAUAUAACUUUUCAAACCUAUAUUACUUCAAAAUACACAUAUAGUUAUUUAUUGGUUGUUAAACAAAAGUUAUUUAAUAUGUCUAGAGAUGAAAUUGUAUACCAUGAAAUGGCCAAUGUUUAAUCUGGGCUUUGGGGAAUAGGAAUCUGGUUCUUGAAUGUGGAGGAGAAUAUAACAGUAGUGGCAUGACAGAUCCUUCCUAUUACUCCUCUUCUGGCCAAAAUAAGGUUGUGGACCAUUUUUUAUAAAAUUCUUUUGUAUAAUUGUAAAUAAGAGUUGCUUUGCAAAAAAAAAGGGGGGGAGGAAAAAAAAAGCAAAAAUGAAAAAAAAGGGAAAAAAUAUUUAAUAUUGCUUGGUUUGUUGUGUCAAACUUUAUAUAUUUAUACAAUGUGGUUGCCAAGAAUGUUUCCAACAGUAUUCUAAAUAAAGACCCUUAUUUAUAAAA
Messenger RNA from Pezoporus occidentalis (night parrot), 1489 nucleotides. It is a transcript of the gene MYOD1, whose product is annotated as myogenic differentiation 1. The transcript has 3 exons. The record is from RefSeq and is a predicted model, not a curated record. Gene Ontology annotation, molecular function: DNA-binding transcription factor activity, RNA polymerase II-specific; RNA polymerase II cis-regulatory region sequence-specific DNA binding; protein dimerization activity. NCBI's taxonomy places the organism in Eukaryota, Metazoa, Chordata, Aves, Psittaciformes, Psittacidae. Bases 45 to 923 code for a protein of 292 amino acids. Gene Ontology annotation, biological process: positive regulation of skeletal muscle fiber development; skeletal muscle cell differentiation; muscle organ development.